GCUCCUCCCUUCUCCUCUCUCUCUUUUCUCCGUUUUCUCUCUCUCUCUCUCUCUCUCUCUCUCUCUCUCUCUCUCUAUCAAUUCUUGCUUAUGUGAUGUGAUUUUCCACCAUAUCUGCAAACUCUUACCUAAAAAGAAAGCAUCAAACGCUAAACUUAAAGAUGGUUUUCUCUUCUCUUCCAGUGAAUCAGUUCGAUUCACGCAACUGGCAGCAGCAAGGAAACACACAACAGCUAGACCGUGUCACAAAUGAUCAGAACCCUAAUUUCAGUUCACCACAGUUCUCAUCACCGCCGGCUUCUCAGGCUGGCUCGAGCCAAGCUAGGGUGAAUUCAAUGGUGGAACGUGCUCGGAUCGCGAAAGUUCCAUUGCCUGAAGCAGCUCUAAAGUGCCCUAGAUGUGACUCCACCAAUACUAAGUUCUGUUACUUCAACAACUACAACCUCACUCAGCCUCGGCAUUUCUGCAAGACAUGUCGCCGUUAUUGGACACGUGGCGGUGCCCUGAGGAACGUUCCUGUUGGAGGAGGCUUUCGGAGGAACAAGAGAGGCAAAUCCAACGGCGGUGGCAGGUCGAAAUCUACGGUCGUGGUUUCGGCUGAUAGCAACAAUACUACUUCGUCGCUUCCUUCUCACCCAAGUUACUCAAACCCUAGCAAGUUUCUUAGCUACGGCCAAAUCCCGGGGUUUGCUUCCAGCUUGCCCGCAUUGCCUCAUUUCCAAAGCCUUGGAGAUUACAAUUCAAGCAACACUGGACUGGAUUUCGGCGGAAUUCAGAUAAGCAACGCCAUGAGCGGGAUGAGCUCUAAUGGUGGGAUCUUGGAUCCAUGGAGAAUAUCUUCGUUGCAACAAGCUCAGCAGUUCCCUUUCUUGGCCAACACUACAGGCUUGGAGCAAUCUUCAAAUGUGUUGUAUCCAUUACUAGAAGGCAAUGAAGGUGUUGAUCAAGCUAAUCCUCAACAAGAGAGUAGUGAUUACUCCAAUCAGCUAAGGUCUAAACCCUUGAUGGAUAUGGUUUCAAGCGGGGAAGGGGCCGCGCAACAGAGAGAUGUGAAGGCGGAAGAGAAUGAUCAGGAUGGGAACGGAGUGAAUAACUUAUCGAGAAACUUUUUGGGGAAUAUUAACAUAAAUUCCGGAGGGAACGAUGAAUACACAUCAUGGGGAUCAGGCAAUAGCAGCAUUAACAGUUCUUGGACCGGUUUCACUUCCAACAACUCAACAGGCCAUCUCUCAUUCUAAGUACUCGGGCACGAUUCUUGAUGAUUCUUUUGUUGGUUGGGUUGUACAUGGGUCGCUCGUCAUGGGAGUUAUAUAGUACUGAGGAGAGAUCAAACCAGGGAGCUAUGCUAAUUUUGGGGCUCAGGGGGGAGGUAUGGUUAUCAAAUUAUCUUUUUUUUCUUUUUUCUUUUAGAAGAUCUUCAAAGUGUGAGUAUGUUUAAUUGGUAGCCUUCUGGUGAUAUUAUGCCUUAUCAGAAUUUGGUGUUAUUGGCUAUAUAUAUAGAGGUGUGGGUUAUGUAUUACGGAACUGAUAAUGGAAACUUUUUGGUGUGUUCAAGUUGAAUAAACGAUCGAAUUUUCAAUUUCUUGGAAACCCCUUUUACGAGGUGUAUAUAUAAAGCAUGUAAUAUGUAAAACGUAAUUAAGGUCGAAUUUCACAUACAAAAUAAAUAUAUUAUUCCAAAUAUAUACUUAAGACUAUAUAUUAU
Thlaspi arvense is the source of this 1705-nucleotide messenger RNA. Lineage: Eukaryota; Viridiplantae; Streptophyta; Magnoliopsida; Brassicales; Brassicaceae. The record is from the annotation of a GenBank genome assembly.